CAAAAACUAAAACUAAAAACUAAUGAAACAAUCAUCACCUUAAUUAGCCGACAUAUAUAAUAUUUCCGGUCAUCUAAGAAACUUUAGUGAAUAUUAACGAUAUUUCUUUUUAGAUAUUUUUCUAAGAUUUAGAUACUUUUAGCUAUAUUUAAUCAUAUUUAUCAUCGGUUAUCAUGUAGGUAAAUGUGUGGUCUCGUUAAAAAAUCCACCGCAGGGCAUGUCCAACUAUGGACACCACGAAACACCAUGCAUUCUGGUAUCAUUUAUCAACACAAUACACAAACGCUGAUGACUUGCAGUUUUGUCCUAAAACUUGGAUAUUAAUAUUUUACCAGGUCAGCCGUCCGAACUGAACUAUUGUUAAAAGUUAAAAGGCUCAAAAUUUUAAUCUUAAAGGGGAUGAAUCUGUGAACUUUUUGGUUUAUUUUAGAAACAAAAAGUGGGAUAUUAUAGUUAACCCUUAACAUAGUCCAUGUGGUACUCAUAUACUAAUAUAUAACUAGUAGUUUCAAAUCAUAAGUUACUUCACGUGGUGAAGCAUUCAAAGUAAGUUUGAUCACAUAUGCCUUGGUAGACAGUGUACUUUGUUUGACUUUUCAUUAUCACAGAACGCACCAACAUUGAUGAUGCAAGAUAUAUUAUUGUCCGGACGUAUAAUCUAUGGGUCCUGGCCAUGUUUUUUUGGAUCAUAUCUAUGAAGACAACAUAAGAACCAAUCCUUGUGUUGAUCUUCAAUCCCACACCUCUUGUGUCACUUUCUUCAUUUCUCUUCUCAAAUUCUCAAGCUCUUUUUACUGUUUUUCUUGUCACAGAUUCAACUCUAUAAAUCUCACUAUAUUAUUAUAGUCUCCAAGGUUCAACUAAUAAACUUAAGAAGUAGGUGAGUACUUAUCAAUGGAGAAGAACAUCAAGAGAUAUGAUGUAUGGAGAUCUUUGAAAGAUGGAGAUUAUCAAGAAGAAGAUGUGUGGGAUGUUCUUGAUGGAUAUCAUCAACCCUCGUUGAUGAUCAGCAACCAUACGAGUAAACCCUCUUUACUAGCACAAACUUUUCUUUCGAGUGAGCCUAGGAUGAUUCCAGAGAGGCAGCGCAGAGAAGGAAUGGCACAUAUGGGACAACACUCGGCUCCUGUCAAUGUUCCAGAGUGGUCAAUGGUUCACAGAAAGAAGACAAAGAAACUAGAGGAUGAUGAUGAUGAUGAUGAGAAUGUAUCACCGGAAGAGUAUUUUCUGCGGCGGAGUCGGUCAUCAUCGUCGUCCUCGGUUAUGGAAGGAGUUGGAAGGAAAUUGAAAGGAAGAGAUUUGAGCAAAGUCAGGAACGCAGUAUUGAAGAAAACUGGAUUUCUUAAAUAGACAAAAGAUUGUAGAUUAUUAUAUAUUUAUAUGUUUAUAUAUAUAUAUGAAUGGUCUAUAUAUAUUUUCACUAUCAUUAGAUUUUUUUUCAUUAUAGGAACUAUUAGAAUUUUCUUUUAAAAUCUUUAGUUUGUUAAGGUGGAUGUAUGUAUGUAUUAAUAUGUGAUUUAAUUUGGCAUAAUAAAACAAAGGUCUAUUAUUGUUGAAA
Messenger RNA from Brassica rapa (field mustard), 1558 nucleotides. RefSeq lists its product as uncharacterized. Lineage: Eukaryota; Viridiplantae; Streptophyta; Magnoliopsida; Brassicales; Brassicaceae. The record is from RefSeq and is a predicted model, not a curated record.